Messenger RNA from Alosa sapidissima (American shad), 604 nucleotides. RefSeq names its product gamma-crystallin M1-like. Lineage: Eukaryota; Metazoa; Chordata; Actinopteri; Clupeiformes; Clupeidae. The transcript is spliced from 3 exons. Gene Ontology annotation, molecular function: structural constituent of eye lens. Gene Ontology annotation, biological process: lens development in camera-type eye; visual perception. The record is from RefSeq and is a predicted model, not a curated record. The coding region runs from base 25 to 561 and encodes 178 amino acids.
ACUGAAGCUCUCUAAACCAUCAACAUGGGCAAGAUCGUGUUUUACGAGGACAAGAACUUCCAGGGGCGCUCCUAUGAGUGCAUGAGCGACUGUUCCGACAUGUCCUCCUACCUCAGCCGCUGCCAUUCCUGCAGGGUGGAGAGCGGCUGCUUCAUGAUCUAUGAGCGCCCCAACUUCAUGGGCAACCAGGUCUACCUGAGGAGGGGCGAGUACUCUGAUAUGCAGCGUAUGAUGGGCUCUAACAUGAAUUUCGAUACCAUCAGGUCCUGCCGUAUGGUCCCCCAUCACAGAGGACAGUUCAGAAUGAGGAUUUACGAGAGGGAGAGCUUCGGUGGUCAGAUGAUGGAGCUGAUGGAUGACUGUGACUCCAUCAUGGACCGCUACCGUAUGUCUGACUGCCAGUCCUGCAAUGUUAUGGAUGGCCACUGGCUCAUGUAUGAGCAGCCCCACUUCAGAGGCAGAAUGAUGUACAUGAGGCCUGGCGAGUACAGAAGCUUCAGGGAGAUGGGAAUGAGCAACAUGAGGUUCCAGAGCAUGAGGCGCAUCACUGACAUGUGUUAAUUUCUGUUUACAAUGACUAAUUUAUAAAAAAAUGUGUAAAAAA